Molecule: messenger RNA, 1371 nt
Organism: Umbelopsis ramanniana AG
Lineage: Eukaryota; Fungi; Mucoromycota; Umbelopsidomycetes; Umbelopsidales; Umbelopsidaceae
Exons: 3
Coding region: 193-1083 (296 amino acids)
Biological process (GO): positive regulation of transcription by RNA polymerase II
Cellular component (GO): RNA polymerase II transcription regulator complex
Molecular function (GO): protein dimerization activity; DNA-binding transcription factor activity
Source: RefSeq, a predicted model, not a curated record
UCUCUCUCUUUACGGCUCGACCACUUUUGCCUUACGAAUCUUUUUUUCUUCUUCUUCAUUCCCUCACGGUCAUAUAUUAUCUAUCCCCCGCUUUACUUUUUUCUUUUCGACCCAGCCUAUAAAUCGUAUCCCACGUCAUUUAUAUUCGGGGCAAGAAAUAAAACAGAAAGUGAUAACAGCAUAAUAUAAAGGAUGAACCCAGCUCAAGCUUCUUCUUCAGAACAUCACGGAAUGUGGCCGUCUGGUUUCUUCUCGGCGCCUGGCUUAAAACAGCAUGCUCAGUCGUUCAUGUCUGGCAUGGGAGGUUUCGCUCCAUCAUGGGAGAAGCAGAUGCAGUUCGCUCAACAAAAGCAAAGGCAGGCCCAGAUGCUCUUAUUGAGCCAACAGCAGAAUGUACGCAUUACGGCAGGAUCUCCGCUCGAUAUGGAGAUGCCCACUUCACCCAUUCGCAUGACUUCUCCUAGAAAAACGGGAAAGGCUGAUCGAAGAGCUGAGCACAAUGCUAUCGAACGCGCUAGAAGAGAAUCCUUAAAUGUGAAAUUUCAACAACUAGCCCAUGCGUUACCCAACCUGCAAGAUGACCGACGACCUUCAAAAAGUCGCAUCGUCGAAAAAGCCCUGGAAUGGGUGCGACAAACGUUUAUAAGGGAGCAGCAAUAUCGACAUGAGAUCCAACAACUGCGUCUCGAUAACGAACAUUUGCGAGCUCAGCUAGUCAAGCAAAGCAAUUUAAAAGGUGUGCCAUCUGGUUUAAGUGACAUGGACGUCCCUCCCCCACCUGUUGCCUCCGCUCCUCUGGAUAUGCUAUCUUUCAGUAACUGGAAUAGCCUUUCCGCCGAAUAUUUGUUCGAACCCGCUCCGCUCGGGGACGAUCAUGCCGAGCAACAGGACGACGACGAUAAUAGCAGCAAUGACGGAGACUUUGAAUCAGAACGAACUACCAGUUUUUACGGUGAAAUGUCUGACAUGCAAACAUCCCCUUUGGAUCUCCAAUUUUCUUCUGCUAUGCUCCAUCAAGAAAUGAAGUCUGCGGCCUUAAUACCCAGCGAUAUGCCAUCCAUCGGUCCCUUCAGGCAUCGUUGAACGUCCCACGAUAGAUCAAAGAUGAGACUUGGGGCUGUUGUACUCUCAUCGGUGUGCUCCUCCAACGGCUGGAACGUAUUUUUUUUUCUUCUUAGGGAUUCUACCCCCAGGCUCACUUUAAACUCACUCUCGCAGUGUCCCCCCCCUCUCUCUACCUUCAUCUCCUGCUAUUAUUAUAAUCGCUUUUUAUUCAAUCGAUUCUACCUUCUCUCCAUUUAUCCUGGACUAUCAUGUACCAAUGUACACACAUAUCUCCCUCUGGUUGCAUUUUUCUUGUUGUACAAACGC